Astyanax mexicanus (Mexican tetra) is the source of this 5514-nucleotide messenger RNA. It is a transcript of the gene ppp1r15b, whose product is annotated as protein phosphatase 1 regulatory subunit 15B. The record is from RefSeq and is a predicted model, not a curated record. Gene Ontology annotation, cellular component: protein phosphatase type 1 complex; endoplasmic reticulum. NCBI's taxonomy places the organism in Eukaryota, Metazoa, Chordata, Actinopteri, Characiformes, Acestrorhamphidae. Gene Ontology annotation, biological process: response to endoplasmic reticulum stress. The transcript has 2 exons. Gene Ontology annotation, molecular function: protein phosphatase regulator activity. The coding region runs from base 1249 to 3381 and encodes 710 amino acids.
GACGCUCCCUUAGCCUUUCUGAUGAAAUCUCCUCGGCUAGCCUUGAGGAAGAAAAGAGGGCGAAAAGGAGGAACGGGCGCAUUUAACGGCGAAAUACAUCGCUUUAUCGCUCUCUUGGAGUGGAGUUUCGUCGGAUAACUAAGGCGUUAUAUGUUUGGCGCUUCGUUAAGCUUCACAUUUGAAGCGUUUCGUGUUUUAAAACAACGUCAGCGGCAGAUUACUCAACUCGAGGGUUUCCGUCAGUUAGCCACCGUGCUAAUCCAGCUAGCUAGCUAACUACUCAGCAGCUAACGUCCGGCGCGCUUAUCGGAAGAGGAGCUUCAGACGCAGCUACGGUCUACAUUAUCGAGAUUUAAGAAGAAAAAAAUGGCCUGUUUGUCGACAUCUGACUUGGAAUACAGCUUCUGCUUUUACUCGACCUUCUCCUGCACUUUUUCUCACGUCUCCAGCAAGUUCACAGCUCGACAGAAGCCCGGUCUUCCCGCCUCUCUCAGUAAUAACCUGAACACCGCGAGCUCCGGCGCCAGUAUGGGGGAUGAGUGCUGUCAAUGCGGGGCUACGAGCAGAGCUAACCGUCCAGACGUUCCCGCUGUUUAAGCGCUGCGGUAGAGGCUGUGGAGAUGGGACACAUUAGCUAAGAAAAGGAUUUCAGUGUUUGUGGACAGUAUUCAGAGCCGAGCUGCUCUUUUUUGGGUGUUUUUUGAAGGUGUCAGUUCUGUGGUAGCUAAUAUUUAGCAGUACAGUAACGAUAAAUUGUUCAUUAUUGUGUUUUUUUUCCCGCUUGUUAAGCUUAAGGAAAUACGAGCUAACUAGAUUGGUUAGCUAACUAGCCGGCAGCGCCGCGUUUAGCCCAGGUAUUUUAAUAGCUAGCUAAAUACAAUAGUUAGCUUGCUAUCCUAGCCUAGCUAACUAAUUAACUCACUAUAUAAUACAUAAGUUACUUUAAAUAUAGCUAAAUAUAUAUGUAUCUUUUUAAACGUUGUGGGUAACUUCUUCAGAAAAGCUAGCUAUUUAGCUGAUUAGUUUAGAUGGCUAGCGUUAGCUGUCAUUUACUGUGCCAAAAACACAAUACCCUAACCUAAGUUAGUUAUAACGCUAAUUUUGCUAACGCUAGCUUAUUAACAUAGCGUUAGCUAACUAGGUUAAGUUUAUCGCAAUUUAACUUUUUUUUCUCUAUAUCUUGCACCAUUACUCCAUAUAGUUUCUUAAAAAAACACUUAACAUCUAGCUAAGCUAGUUAAGUUUACAAUGUUUAAAAGUAUGAAUUCAGAAGAACACUUCUCCAACAUGGGUUCCCAGCCAUCCUCCACCAGCCUGGAAAAGGCAAACGUGGCUAAUGUUAGAUCUGAAAGCUCCUGGGUUAGUAUGCUCUCCACUGUGUCCAGGCCUGCAUGGACGCUUCUGCAGAAGUAUUUACCAGGAAGAGCACAGACCCCGAGUCUAGAGUCAUGGGCAGGCGAGGCUGAGCGGUCUAAAAUGGACAUGAAGAACCCACUUCGUAGCCUCAUGCCGGAAUCUCCGCGCAGAGCUCAUCUAAGCGUAGCCUAUGUGCACUGUCAGCACGACAGCGCAGCCUUCGUGACCUCCGGAGACUCCGGGGAGGCUCUGAGCUGGUUGACAGCAGACUCUUUGGCAGAGCUGGGUAUUGAAAACGCUGCCCGAUUCGAGGCGCAGCACGCUGCACCUCCUGCUGGAUACCUCAACACAGCGAGAAACUUCCUCGGACAGGUUUUGCUCAACGCAGCCACCACGCAGAAAGAGGCCACAAGCUCUGAGCAUCAGCCGGACGUUUGGUAUGGAGAGCCAGCUGCCAUAAGGUACACCACUGGUUCGUGGUGGGAUGGGCUGUGGGGAGCAAGUGACAACCCCCAAACUAAGGUGCCAAAUUCAUCACCAUCAUCAUCAUCAUCACGGAAUAGAACGUCAACUGACACAAAGUGGACGCAUUGUGCAGAGCGUCACAGUAGGGGUCAUUGUCAGGCAGCUGAGUGUGGUUCAGCGGUGGUCACUGACAUGGUGGACUCAAUGCCCAGAGAAAGUGCUGGACCUUCACAUUUAAAAGAGCCAGCAAACAAUGAAGCCCUUCACAUGCCUCGGCCCGAAUCCCUCCCGAGCUCAGAACAGCUCCCAUCACUUCACCAGCACAGUGGUGUGGGACAUCUUGUCUGUACCAGAGCUGUCGCCGCCUGCAGCGAGGUGGCGGUUCUGACCCCAGAUCAAGACAAUGGCUACUCCAGUCUGGAGGAAGAAAACGCAAACUCUAAGCAGCUUAUUAUGAGACUUGGAGGUGAGAAGCAGGAGGCUGAGAGGCUUGCAGCUUCCCAGGGGAGCACUGGGAGCGACACUGGAUGUGAGGGAGAGGGAGGAGAGGGGAGUGAAGCUGGCCAAGCCGGUGAAUCUAUUGAGAAUCCUCAGUCUGAGGAGGUUGAGGGCCAAGAAGAGAAAGAGAAAGAAGAACAGGAGGAGGAGGCCUCUGAACCUAUGCCAGUGGCUGAGGCCUCUUCACACCUGUCCACUCCCAGCUGUCAAAACAAGGCGAUUGCGUACAUCAUGGGCAGCCCUUGCAGUGAUGAGUCUGGCUCAGAAGACGACAGCGACUGGGAUGGCAGCAACGACGACGAUGGUUUUGACAGCGAGGGCUCGUCCCAAUUCUCAGAUUCCGAGGACCUAGAGGACAGCGAUGACGAGGAUGAGGACCAGGAGGAUUCUGAAGCCGACGAGUUUGACUCAGAAAGUGAGAGGCUUUGGAAUUCACUGUGCCAAAACAGGGACCCAUACAACCCUCGCAACUUCACUGCACCUAUACAGACAACUCCUAGGGCUAAUAAUUCUGAUGCUGUGGAGUCACCUGUCUCGGGGUUCCCAGUUGAAUCUGAGGACCCAUUUUCUGCCCCUUCACCACUGGUACCCCAGGAAGAGGAGUCCAGCGAUGAUACCUGUUCGACGGACGAGGCAGAGAACCUCAGACUGUGGAACUCUUUUAGCUGCUCAGCAGACCCCUAUAAUCCUCUGAACUUUCAGGCCCCAACUAGGACUCAAGAGAAAGCCAGGGGCCGUUGUAAAAAGGGGACAUCCCUUGGUACUCCAGUCUAUAAGAAAGAGGAGGCAGAGGAGAGGUUGGACAGUGGGUUCUCGGAGACAGCACCUUUACAAGACUUGGGAAGUUCCAGAUGUGUCAGACUGAAAAAGGUGACGUUUGUGGAAGAAGUGGAGGAGUUCUAUGCCAGCAGUGAUGAGGACCGCCACGGCCCUUGGGAAGAGUUUGCCCGAGACCGUUGUCGCUUCCAGCGCCGCGUCCAGGAGGUGGAGGAGACCAUCAGCUAUUGUCUGGCUCCCACUUUCCGCCUUGUCAUCUUUGAAAGACUCUACCAUAGUAGUUGAUUAAACUUGUUUGCUGUUUUGUGAUUGGUUGAUUUUUUCUUUUUUUCUGAAUGAAAAGACUGGUAAGAAAUGAUAAUAUAUAUAUAUAUCGUUGGUAAUAAUAAAUCAGGGCAAAAAGGGGGACAGGAAAAAAAAAAGUCUAAGGGCUCUUGUGUUACACCCUUACACCAUCUGUGCUAGUGAUUGUCACCUUCAUUUGAGUCAAAAUGCUAAAGGCCCAUGGUCCUGUGUUGGGCUGUGGUACAGUUUGCAGUUAUAAAAAGUCACCUGAACACCCCAAUGACCUGUUCUUACAUUCUUGAGUUUCUUUUCUAAAUAAAAGAAACUGGCAAAAUGUCACAUCACACAAACACACUAAUGGCUGUUCUAAAAGCUCUCUCAAAGUGGGCCACUAAACUGUAAGACUAUUUGUGAAAUUCGACACACAAAUAGGUCUCUAAACUGUAUUGGUGUUUGAAUAUUGAGUAUUAAAAUUUGCCAUUUGUAGUGUUGGGAUUCCCUGUUGCCUUCAUAUAUUACCAGGACUUUACUUGGGCUCUGUUAAGAUAGGUGGUAAUUUCUCCUUUUUACAUUUGUUUUAUUAUUGAUUGAUUUUUAAAGUAGAAUUGGAAGAGAUCAAAAUUAUUUUUAAUUAUUUUCAGUGAUUGCAAAUCUAGGUCAAGCUGCAGCAGAGCUGUGCAGAGAGUUGGAAUAAAAUCCAUGGGUGUAUUUGUACUUUCUGAGCCUGGAUUUAUGCACCACUCGAUCUCCGACCCUUUUCUAAACAAAAUAUAUUCAAAAACUAUUUAAAUGCUGGCAUGGAAAAUCCAUGGAAAGUCACCACCAACCAGUUUGACCUGACUAUUCUGUUGUCCUCAAUCAGUAGUGUUUUUUUUUUUUACUCUCCAGUCUGAUAAAAUAUAAACCUGAGUUGAAUGUCACAACCUAUCUAAACAUAGCUGUAAGAACUAGGGGUGGGCAGUUUGGUGGACGAUAUUUUAUCACAUCAUGAUACAUUUUGUGUAUCUGUCCUCUUCUAAGUAUAUUGUGAUCAUCUAUACUUGAAAAGUACAGAUGAACUGCACCUUUCAUUACAAAUAGUGUAAUUAAUCCUGUUUAUUGGAUAAAAAGCAGCAUAUAGUAAAAUAAAUAUAAAGAGUUAAAUUAAUAUAUUUUUUCUGUUCUUCCCCUUCACUCCCAGUUCUUUGCUGUUGCUUUUUUUUUUUUUUUUACCUCAUUAAGAAUGUCAUUAAGGGCCAGCCAGAAUGAAAAAAGGCAAAACUUAGAUUCCUGUAUAUGAAAUAUGGGACAGUAUUUAAGUUGUAUUUGCGUAUUUAAAUAGCUUUUUGUUUAUAAGAAUAUUCCACCACUAAGACAUUUUGUCUGUUUAAAAAUGUUACGAUACAUAUCAUAUAUUACAAAAAUUCAAUAUUGAUAAAUCUAUUUCUUUCUAUUUUGCCCACCCCUAGUAAAUCCAUAUCUAACUUCUAAGCCAAAGAUGAUGCCUCUCCUCUGAUCUGGAUCACGUAUAGUGUAUUUUAAAGUGUUUGUCCAAUCAGAGCAGGGGCAUAACUGCUCCAUUUGAGUGUACAACACCCAUAGAUGAACACACAGAUGGACACAUACAUGCACACGGUAUUAAUAGCCCGAGUUCAGCCGUGCUAAAUUCAGUAUCGGAGGCUGGUGGGAGUUUUAACGUCUUAGUGCUACACGUUUGCAUGGUCCUCUCUAUUUAAAGUCCUAACUCUCAUUAUCGUCUAUGUAUCUGACCCCAGCCCUCUCGACUUUCUAGUGCUUGAAUAACAUUAAAAAAAUCACUGUGUUGUUUCUCGUCUUAAACAAGGGGUUGAUGUCUGUACUUUUGAACUGUGGCAGCUGUGUGACCAAGUGGGUGAAAUCAUAUGUGUGACUAUAUGGAGAAAUGCAGGGACUAAAUGCAUGGUUUUUUUUUUGACGAUGAUUAAAAUUAUAUAUAUAUAUAUAUAAUUAUGCUUGAUGUCAGAGCGUAGGGUUAAUUUGUUAAUCGGUGAAAUUAACAUGAAAGUGUUUUAUUUUUGUAAAACAUUUAGGAGUUUAGUUAUACUGCAUCUACUCUGGGUUUUGUGACAAGAGUCAAAUCAGUUUAACAUAAUAAAUGAACUAAUGUUGAAAUAA